AUAAAAUUAGGCUGAAUCAGUUUUGGCUGCCAGACAUACGGGGACAACAAUACAAAAGCGCAGCAAGCACGAAAACUUUUGCAUUUUCAGAUUAUGUGAGCGGUUUUUUACAAGUAUUGUCCUGUGGUUAAAAUAAACAUUCAGCAGAAAAAAAAGAAACAUCACGAUGGAAACGCAAGACCUGGAACUUACCAUCGCUGCGGAGGAGAUAUGCCGCACCUGUCUGGCUGCGGCCGAUCGAACGCAGCUUAAACCGAUAUUUUGUAAUGAAAUUUUGGAUGGACGCAUAGUGCCGUUUCCGAGCGUACUGGAAUUGGUGAUCGGUGAAAAGAUCGUGAAGCAUGAAAAACUUCCCAACAAUGUAUGCGCGGAGUGUAAAGGCAAGCUGCGGGAUCUUUAUCUCUUCGUUGGCACGGCACAAAAAUCGAACAAACUUCUGUACGAAAUAUUUACCGUUCAACCCUCCCAUCCGGUGAACGCGAAAAAACCCGAAACCAAGCAUGCGGAGGCUCAAACAGAUGGGGUGGAAGAAUGCUUCAAGCCGGGCCCAGGUAGCAUCCCAUUCCCAGGGAGUGUAACUAGAAUCGACGUCGGGACACAGUACGUAAACCACACGGCCGAAAUGUAUUGCCAAACGGACGGGGGGCAAUAUGUACUGCUGGAAAACAUGGAUGUGAAAAAUGUGCCUAACGAAGUCGUUAAAGAGGAUGGGAACGAUUUAAUUACACCGAUAAUUAUAGAUGAUGAAGAGGAUAAGUCAUCUGAAGAAAACGAGCUUUUUCGCGAAAGUCCUAUCGAAUGUACGUUGAUGAACUUCGGCAGUGUUGCUGACGAUGCAGACGAAGAUGGUGAUGACGAUGAUGAAGAGGAUGAUGAUGAUGACGGAGACAACAAGUACGAAAUGGUUCUCCUGGCAAACGAAACAAAUGCGGACGAUUGUUUCACACUUCGACCGAUAAAGACGGAUCGAAAGCAGCCAAGCGAACGAUCGAAGGAGCCUGUGGCCAGCAACACAUCGAAAACAUCCAUGCAAAGAAACCUAAGCCUGCCUAGGCCUGCAAUCGAUGGGGAACAAACGCAACCAUCACAUCGACUAAGGGGCAAAAGGGCUUACUGCAGCUACUGCAACUGGUAUGGCCGACCGGCAGGGCUGGAGCAACAUUUUCAAGUGCACAAAGAAACGUUCGAGCUUUGCCUGGAGUCGAACGAGUACUACCGCUGCUCCGAUUGCUACACGGUAUUUAUCUCCCAGAUACACUUCAUCGAACACUUCGCCACCAGCUGCAAUCCCAUACCGGGCGAGCAGUACGUGCACAGCGCGGACCUCAACAAGCACGAAUCGUUUUACCUUAACGGGCUCGAUAUAUGUGUUCCGAGGCUUAAGACGUUCAAAAAGGUCGGCAACAAAUAUCAGUGCGGCCGGUGCGUGAAGCACGUUGCCAACAGCUUCGAUGCAAUGCGCCCGCACUUGCUGGCGCACGAAGCGGAGGAAGACAGAACCGACGACGUCGAGCUGCUGUGGAAGAGCAACCAUCUCCACCGGAUACAUGUCUGCGGUAUAUGCAAGGUUCAGUUUCCGGACGCAACCUACAUCCGGCAGCAUCUCUACUUUCACCAGGACUCGUUCAUCUGCAUUUACGGCUGCGGUACGAUCUUCGCUAGCUUCCUGCAAAUGACACGGCACAUCGAAAGUAAACAUUUGAAAGCAGGCCACGAAAGCGUGGCGGAAGUCUGCACAGCUGGGGAUAAAGCACCGGAUGAAUGCUACCAGUGUGCACAGUGCGGCAAAACGCUCGCCAGUGCAGAGUCACUCAAAGCGCACAUGAAGAACCACUCGCGCAGAUACGUGUGCACGGAGUGUAAUAAGUGUUUCGGACAGAAAAGCGACCUUACCAACCAUUGCCGCAUCCACACGGACGAUCGUCCGUACGCGUGCAAGCUGUGCGACAAGCGGUUCCGCACAAACAGCCACGUUCGGGACCACAUGUUUACGCACGAAAAUGUUAACAAAUACGAGUGCGACGUGUGCCACAAGAUGUUCAAGGCAAAGCGCAUCCUGGCGGCCCACGCACGAUUGCACGCCGGCGAGAAACCGUACCACUGCAAGCUGUGUAACAAAUGUUUCUCGCGCAAGCAACACCUCAUAUCGCAUCAGAAAACGCACUUCAAGCCUAGCAGCUCCGGAACGGCCACUGGAAGCGGGAAACAAAUUAAACGUGCCUCGUGAACGAUUGGCGAGGAGAGGAGCUACAAUAAGAGUAUGGUUUAUAUGCUUUGGGGGGGGGGCUGUUCUUCUAGCGCCCGUGAAUUCCGACGAUGAGAUCCCAUCGAUGAUAAGAUAUUAAGGCAGAUGAGGCUUACGGGACGCUUGGAUUAAGGGGGUAUUUUUCGAGGUAGAUGAGCCUUGGGCAACUGAGAUAAGGCAUCAUGGACGCGCGAGAUCUUCUGGAUGACGAGAACCUUGGCGAUCGCUCACUCCUCAUCCACACUACUUGUAUAGCUUGUAGCUGGCUAAUUUUGCAAAUAAAAAGCGUUGGUCAAAGAGUUUUUUUUAAUAAAACAGCCUUCAUUUCCCCCA
Anopheles stephensi (Asian malaria mosquito) is the source of this 2578-nucleotide messenger RNA. Its product is annotated as zinc finger protein 16-like. NCBI's taxonomy places the organism in Eukaryota, Metazoa, Arthropoda, Insecta, Diptera, Culicidae. Bases 167 to 2227 code for a protein of 686 amino acids. Gene Ontology annotation, molecular function: zinc ion binding. The transcript is spliced from 2 exons. The record is from RefSeq and is a predicted model, not a curated record. Gene Ontology annotation, cellular component: nucleus.